AUGAAUCGAACCACAGUGGAUAUCGUCGAAGAAGGAACAGAGGAAGUAUCGCUUAGUGAGGAGCAACAACAACCUCAGAGGCAGAGAUACAGCAGUGAAUCAAUCGCAUGUCGGAUUUGUCAAAGUGCCACAGGAAUGUCCCGUUUAAUCUCGCCCUGCCUGUGCAAGGGAUCGCUUCGCCAUGUACACCGAGAUUGCCUGGAGCACUGGCUGAGCCGGUCCGGACUUACACACUGUGAGCUGUGUUUACAUAGGUAUCAAACGUACACGACGCUAAGGUACGGCUGCAUCGAAUCCUUAUGCAUUUGGUAUCGUCACCCGAACAAUCGUGGCCUGUUGGUGUCGGAUGCACUGAUUUAUGCCGUCCUGUCAUUCAUCUGCUUCAUCCUGACAAUGAUCUGCAUCCUGUGUCUUCGUUUCCAGAGUACCAGAGACAACACGCUCCAGGAGACCCUCGCUUCGACUGCCAUUGUUUGCUUUCUGCUGCUGGUGCUAAUUGUGUACCUAACCAACCUCUUCGUACUGGCAAAGGAUCACAUCAUUCCCUGGUAUAGAUGGUGGAGAUCAUCCCAAAGAAUACGUCUCUCGGAAAUUACCCUAGAUGAAGCAAUCAGUGAUGCCAACUCAUCGAUUGUGGUAUGA
This is a messenger RNA of Ochlerotatus camptorhynchus, 642 nucleotides long. Its product is annotated as E3 ubiquitin-protein ligase MARCHF3-like. Gene Ontology annotation, biological process: protein ubiquitination. The transcript is spliced from 6 exons. Gene Ontology annotation, molecular function: zinc ion binding; ubiquitin-protein transferase activity. The coding region runs from base 1 to 642 and encodes 213 amino acids. NCBI's taxonomy places the organism in Eukaryota, Metazoa, Arthropoda, Insecta, Diptera, Culicidae. The record is from RefSeq and is a predicted model, not a curated record.